CGAUGGUCGGUUCAGCGAUGGCUUGCAGUAUAGGUUGUUUAUUAGUCUUAUUUACGUGGUUGAAUCUCUGUGACUCUGCGUCGUUUUAGGUUCAAGCCAGCUGCUCAGAUCGAAAAGCGUCUUGCUGCUCGAUUCGGCCACGCCCAGCCGAAGUUUGGACACUCCUGCUGAAUUCAGUAAUCGAGUCUGCGCCAUCACUCCUUCCUCUGUCAGGCUGUUUGAAGACAUCGGCGUGUGGUCAGCGCUUUGCUCAAAGCGUUUGAAACCGGUGCAUCGGAUGCAUGUGUGGGAGGACAACUCGAAAUCGUUGGUCCGCUUUGAAAAUCCUAGAGGCGACCAAUAUCCGAUGGCCUACAUCAUUGAAAAUCCGCUAAUGGUCGCUGCUUUUUUGCAGAAGAUUGAUCAGAUGCCAAACAUCACUGUGAAGACUGGCACAAAUGUGAAGUCCUACAGACUUUCUUCAGACACAUCCGAGAAGGCCGAAGUUUUGCUAGAAGAUGGGUCAGUAAUUUCGACAGAUCUCUUGAUCGGCGCUGACGGAAUGAACAGUUUGGUCCGAAAAUCGAUGAACGUUCGAUCCAUUGGCUGGAAGUACCAGCAAAAAUCCAUCGUCGCCAACCUCACCUUAAAGCCUGUCGAUAAUCCUGAUAACGACACUGCGUGGCAGAAGUUUCUUCCUACCGGCUCUCUUGCUUUGCUUCCGGUAAGUCGUUGUUGUCAUUUGUUGUUCGUUUUUUCGUUUAAAUUUAUUAUUAUUUCGUUGUUGUUAUCAAAAACUAUGUCCUCUUUAUCAUGGGCAUGUGACAAUCCGUUUGCAGAUCAUCUUAUGGGAUUGCCGGACAAGGAUUUUCUCGACACGGUGAACGACACUUUGUACAACAGCACCCAUCAAAGUAGCAUCAUCAACUGUGCUGUUGACUUGCUUGACUUGGUGCAGAAUAAAAUUUUUGCCAGUCCGCCGGUGAUUAUCGAUGUUAGUAAAAGAUUUGCGAUACCGUUAUCGCUGGUGCACGUGACUCAUUACGUUGUUCCUCGAGCAGUUUUAAUUGGCGACGCAGCGCACAGGAUACAUCCAUUGGCCGGUCAAGGGGUCAACGCAGGUUAUGGUGAUGUCGCCUGUUUAACUGAAACUUUAGAAAAUGCGGUGCGAUGCGGAAGUGACAUAGGUUCGUUGAGUCAUUUGAAGCAUUAUGAGACACACCGCCAGCGGAAAGUAGUCCCGCUGAUGUUCGCGUGUGAUUGGCUGUACAGAUUGUACGGUACUUCUUUGUUCCCGGUUGUUCUUGCUCGUUCCAUCGGCCUUACCUCUGUUAAUAACAUAACGCCUCUGAAGGUAUGUGUAGAAUGUCUAUAUUCUCGCCUUAUAAUUUCCAAAAUUUUUAGAAAUUUCUUGUCAAAGAAGCUACGGGAGAAGGCGUUGUAUAUUCAUGAUCUUCGCUCUUUGUUUUGUUGA
Soboliphyme baturini is the source of this 1453-nucleotide messenger RNA. NCBI's taxonomy places the organism in Eukaryota, Metazoa, Nematoda, Enoplea, Dioctophymatida, Soboliphymatidae. The record is from the annotation of a GenBank genome assembly.